AUGAAUGCAGAGGAGGAAGUGAAAGCUGUUGAAACUAUAUCCCCAGUUGUGACAGAAAAUGAUGAAAAGAUUCAAGAAGCUCUAAAAGAUCCAACGAAGAAACGUAAAGCAGAAGAUGAAAUUGAAAUUGAUUUAAAAAGUUCAAUCCCACUGUCCAAAAAGCAAAAGCGUUUAUUGAGAAGAGGUAAAAUCACAUUAGAGGAAUUAAACGCUAAAUACAAUAUCGACCCCGCUUCUAUCAACGAAUUUAAAACUGAAAGUGUGUCGGAAAAUGGUAAUGAAGAUGCACCUGGUAAGGAGUCCGCUGAUAAACCAAAGGAGGAGAAAUUUGGUGUUUGGAUUGGUAAUUUAUCCUUCGAUACAACAAGAGAAGAUUUGAUGAGGUUCAUUCUUGGAAAGACUAAACAAAAUGAAGAUUCAGAGAAGGUUGUUGAAGAAAAAGAUAUAGUAAGAUUCAAAUUGCCAUUAGCGAAUAAUGAUGGUAAGAAAAUCAAAAAUAAAGGUUUCUGCUACAUCGAUUUCAGUACUGAACAGAAAAUGAAAGCAGUAUUAGAAUUAAAUGAAAAUCAAUUAAACGGUAGAAAUCUUUUAAUUAAAAACUCAAAAAAUUUUGAAGGUAGACCAGAUAAGAAUGAUUUAGUUUCCAUGUCUAAGAAUCCUCCUUCCAGAAUUUUGUUCGUUGGUAAUUUAUCUUUUGAUACUACUGAUGAAGUCUUGAAAAAGCAUUUCCAGCAUUGCGGUGAAAUUAUUAAAAUACGUAUGGCAACAUUUCAAGAUAGUGGUAAAUGUAAAGGUUUUGCGUUUGUCGAUUUCAAAUCUGAAGAAGGAGCAACAAAUGCGUUAAAAGAUAAAACAUGUAGAAGAAUUGCAUCUAGACCUAUUAGAAUGGAAUACGGUGAAGAUAGAAGUAAGAGACAAGUCAUCAGAAAGAAACCAAUGGAAGAACAAAAAUCAUUUGAUCUUCCAGCUGCAACCAAGGAAACCCACUCAAAACCUGUUGAAAAGAAACCAUUCAAACCUAGAAAUAAUAGAAACAAAAUGAUGGAUUCGAACAAUCGUGUCAAGAGUAGUGUCGCAUUAGCUGGUGCACAGAGGGCUUCCGCCGCCAUUGUGCCAUCUCAAGGUAAGAAAGUCAAAUUCGACUAA
Molecule: messenger RNA, 1146 nt
Organism: Kazachstania africana CBS 2517
Lineage: Eukaryota; Fungi; Ascomycota; Saccharomycetes; Saccharomycetales; Saccharomycetaceae
Gene: NOP13
Product: Nop13p
Exons: 1
Coding region: 1-1146 (381 amino acids)
Molecular function (GO): RNA binding
Source: RefSeq, a predicted model, not a curated record